This is a messenger RNA of Closterium sp. Naga37s-1, 1026 nucleotides long. NCBI's taxonomy places the organism in Eukaryota, Viridiplantae, Streptophyta, Zygnematophyceae, Desmidiales, Closteriaceae. The record is from the annotation of a GenBank genome assembly.
AUGCUCAGUAAGUUAGGCGACCAGUUAUGGUGGGUGAAGUUAGGAGUGCUGUUUUCGUUCAGCCCUUCCGCGCAUGUCUGUUGGGUCGGCGCAGAAAUCGCCGUAGGAUCGAUACUUCUCCCCACUCCUGCCCCUCCACGUGUCCCCCACGGCAUUGGAAAAGGCGGAGCGGGCGCGGGGGGAGCCGGGAUGGGCGGCAGCGGAGGAGGCGGCGCGGCGGGAAGCGCGGUGCGCGUGUGCGUGUUCGACUCGCGGCGGGGGAAGCGGGAGGGGGAAGAGGCGGAGAAGCUUCUGUUCUUCUUUCCGCCUGCCACUCCGCCGUCGGAGCAAGUGGCGCUGCUGGGGCUCUGGGAAGGCCUCCUCGCCUUCACCAGAAUAUUCUCCCCCAAUCGUCCCUGUGAAGUGAUGCGAGCGCAUUUCCACCGGCACGUGCUGCUGGAGUGUGAACCAGGCAUAUUCAUGGUGCUGGUGGUGGAGUGUCGGGGGGUCAACGGCGUCAUGCCGCCCGACGCUACAGUGCGCGACGAGGCUCUUCGGCAGUAUCUGGUGGAGGCGCAUGCGCUCUUUUGUCUCUUCUUCGGCAGCAUCGACCGCAUGUUGCAGCAACAACCCCAACCCCCUCCUCCUCCUCCUCUCCCCUCAGAAGCAACAACUGGGCCCUCUUCAAAUCCUUCAUCCAAUCUUGAGUCCAGCACAACUUCACAUGAUUCCCCAUCUGCCGUUCCCCCUUCAGCAGACUUAGCCCGUGCCUGCCUGCAAGCGUUCCUCCCUGACUUUCUCACAGGCGGGUCCCCAGAGCCCUCCGCCCUCACAUUCCCUUUCGCCCUCUCUGCUCCAAUGCCUCCUCGAGUGCGCCUGCCUGCUCUCCUCGACGCCCUCUCCAGCCGCCUCUCCUGCCGCCAACUGAAUCUGCCACGUUCCCUCACUCUUCCUGCCCUGUCUCUCGCCCAUCGCUUGGCGGACGCCUUUCAAGGAGCAGCGCUGCUGCUCUGCCACAACCUGCUGCUCGCCUCCACCCUCUCCCCG